Aspergillus terreus NIH2624 is the source of this 3831-nucleotide messenger RNA. RefSeq names its product ABC transporter ATP-binding protein. The record is from RefSeq and is a predicted model, not a curated record. Gene Ontology annotation, molecular function: ATP hydrolysis activity; ATP binding; ABC-type transporter activity. Gene Ontology annotation, biological process: transmembrane transport. The transcript has 4 exons. Lineage: Eukaryota; Fungi; Ascomycota; Eurotiomycetes; Eurotiales; Aspergillaceae. The coding region runs from base 1 to 3831 and encodes 1276 amino acids. Gene Ontology annotation, cellular component: membrane.
AUGUCAGAGGUACAGCCAUCCACGGACGGACAGAAUAGUCCCACGAGUAAACCUGUUGGCCUUACGCAACAUGUGAAGAAGUAUAUCCCCGACAAGGGAGACCUGGCGAAAUUCUUCGCCUAUUUCCGCCUUUUGUUCUCGCUCGACUAUACCAUCACCGAUGUUCUCCUCAUUGUUUUCGGCGUCAUCUUCGCCAUUGCGGGUGGCGUCCCGUUUCCCCUGCUCGGAAUCGUCUUCGGUGACCUGAUUAACGAUCUCAAUACGGCGACCUGCUCGAGCACCGCAAGCGCCGAUGCCGAUCUCAGCGCGAGCGUCCGACAGAAAGUACUCUAUGUGAUCUACAUCACCAUCGCAAAUUUCUGCAGUAUCUACAUCCAUACCUCCUGUUGGUGCACGGUAAGUGAGCGGCUGGCCCGUCGCUACCGUCGACGCUAUUUUGAGAGUAUAAUCAAACAAGACGCAAACUUUAUCGAAUCUCUCCCGUCGGGCGACGUGAUCUCGCGACUGGUGAGCGACAUUGAGGUCGUGCAGUCCGGCACCUCGGAGAAGGUCGGUCUCGUAAUCACCACCAUCUCGUAUUUCGUGGCCUCCUACAUCGUCGCCUUCCUCAAGGUGCCCCGGAUUGCGGGAAUGCUGGUGUCUGUCGUACCUUGUUUCAUGGUCAUGUCCCUCCUGGGAGGUCACUACAUCAAGAAAUACGCUGGCCGCAUCGCCACGAAUGUCAACGCAGCUACCUCCAUUGCAUCGUCGAGUUUGUCCCACUUGACGCUGGUCCAUGCGUUCAAUGCGAACGACCGCUUGGAAGGCCGCUUUGCCACCUAUCUAUCUCAAUCGCACAAGGAUGCGCUCAAAAAAGCUUGUACACAUGCGGCACAGCUUGGCUUCUUGUACUUUGUGGCAUACUCGGCCAACGCGCUUGCGUUCUGGGAGGGUUCGCAGAUGAUCUCGCACUCGGUAGCCAACAAUGGCGAUGGCGUGUCAGUGGGUUCCGUCUAUACCGUGAUCUUCGUGCUCAUUGAUGCUUCCUUUAUUUUGAGUCAGGUGGCUCCUUUCAUCCAUGUUUUUGCCCAAGCGGCUGGCGCUUCCGAGCGUCUUCUUGCGGUCAUCAACCGCCCGUCCGAAAUCGAUGGAACUUCCGAUGAAGGCGAUAAGUCUGCCGCCUUCGGCGAGGAAGAGAUCGAGUUCCGCGACGUCCAUUUCUCCUACCCCUCUCGCCCGGACGUGCCGGUGUUGCAGGGCACGAGCUUCUCCAUUCCAGCUAAAAAGCAUACGGCCAUUGUCGGCCCCUCUGGUGGAGGGAAAUCUACGGUGGUCUCUCUCUUGGAGCGGUUCUACGACCCCAAUUCUGGAGAAGUCCUUAUUGGAGGGAGAAAUUUCCGUGAACUGAACGUUCGCUAUCUGCGCGGAAACAUCGGAUUCGUCCAGCAGGAACCGUCUUUGCUGGACCGAUCGAUCUUGGAGAACAUCGCCUACGGUCUGGUGUCUUCUGCUGCAGCGCACCAUCAACCUCUUGCCCCUUUCAUCUUGGAUUCGAGUCUGCCCGACCUGGCUGAGAAAAUUCGAAGCGGAGUCUCUGAGCGAGAAGCCCUUUCAGCCUACGACCGCCAGGUUUCGGAGAUUGUCGGCCUAGUGAGACAGGCAGCCGCUACGGCCAAUGCGCUGAACUUCAUCGAGGCCUUGCCCCAUGGAUUUGCGACCCACGUGGGUGCGGCUGGAAACCAACUGAGCGGAGGUCAGAAACAGCGUAUAGCCCUUGCCCGCGCCUUGGUGCGGGAGCCCCGUCUGCUUAUCCUAGAUGAGGCCACAGCUGCGUUGGAUUCCACCAGCGAGCAGUUGAUCCAGGCUGCGUUGUCCAAAGUCUCCGAACGUGUGACCACUGUGUCGAUUGCCCAUCGACUGGCCACGGCGAAAGAUGCCCAUAAGAUUGUCGUCGUCAAGGCGGGCCAGGUUGCCGAGGAAGGCUCCCACGCGGAUCUCGUCUCACAGGGUGGCGUUUAUGCAGAGAUGGUGCGACUCCAAAACCUGGGGAAGCUGAGCAUGGAAGAUCUGACCGCCUCGGAUGAUUCCAUCCGCGAGGUUUCCUCGGAAAGAAAGUUGGCCUCAGAGAGCACCAAGGUCGCCGACGAGAAGGAGGGUCUAGUGGGUGGCAGCGGAUCCGACGUGACGGAGGACACCGUUGUUGACAGUGAUGGACCGGAUGGAUCCAAGAAUGGCAAAGACAAGGGAAAGAAGGAGAAGAAGCCGAAGAAGCGUUCGGGGUGGUUUAGCACCAAGUAUACGUUUUCCCUUCUACGGCCCAAUCUCCCCUUGAUCUUAUUAGGCCUGGGUAUGUCCUGCAUUAUCGGUGGUAGCUACUCUGCCGAAGCCGUUGUCUUUGGUCACACGUUGUCGGCCAAUGUGGUUGGUGGCGCAGCCUUUGGCUGGGCUGCAGACAAGGUCCUGUACCGCAUCCGAGUCUUGUCUCUGCGAUCCCUACUGGGUCAGACGAUGCAGUGGCAUGGGAUGGAGGAUCGCACUCCGGGAACGCUAAUCACAUAUAUCACCGGAGAUGCCUCCGCACUGAGCGGAAUCACCGGGUCUACCAUCGGGCUGUUGCUGGCGACGGCCGUGAAUCUGGUGGCGGGCCUGGUGAUCUCGUUCGCAAUCGCCUGGAAGAUCACCAUCGUAUUGUUCCCAACCAUUCCUGUGUUGCUGGUCGCGGGCAUGAUGAAGUUACGCGUGCAAGCGAAGUUCGCGGAGCGCCACCAAAAAGCGUUCGCAAAGGCCACGGCCAUCACCGUCGAGGCGGUCGACAACCUACGCGCGGUGUCGGCCUUUUCUCUCGAGAAACAAUCAUACGAGGUGUUCGGCCGGGCUCUGAAGCACCCCUACCGCGAAACCAUGAAGGCCAUUGCCCACGGCAAUAUCUGGUUGGCGCUGGCCUUCAGCAUCAGCAACCUCGUAUACGCCCUGGCGUACUGGUGGGGAGAUGAACCCAGGGGACGUCGCGGGCAUUCCAGCCUGCUGAGGACACUCCUAGAGGAGAAGGCGGCGGCAUCGGACGUCGAGGCGCGCGAGAUGUCUCGUGCGCCGACGGCUGGGCCUGCGAUUGGCGCGCAGCUGCGAGGCGUGCAUUUCACAUACCCUAACCGGCCCGAGCGGCCGAUCCUGCAGGGCCUGGACAUUGACAUCAAGCCAGGGCAGUUCUGCGCGCUGGUCGGGCCCAGCGGGUCGGGCAAGUCGACGACCUUUGCGAUGCUGGAGCGGUUCUACCGGCCGACGGCAGGAUCGGUGGUGAUUGACGGGGUCGACAUCACACGGCAGCUGGGCACGGAGUUCCGUGAUGACAUCGCGCUAGUGCCGCAGGAGAAUGUCCUCUUCGAGGGCACAGUGGCCUUCAACAUUGGGUUGGGGGCGCGGCCGGGCCACGAGCCGACGCUGGCCGAGAUUGAGGAGGCAUGUCGCAUGGCCAACAUCCACGAGGUGAUCAUGGCGCUGCCGGAGGGGUACCAGACGCUGUGCAGCCACGACGGGAAGCAGUUCUCGGGCGGGCAGCGGCAGCGGCUGUCGAUUGCGCGGGCGCUGGUGCGCAAGCCGCGCAUGUUGCUGCUGGACGAGUCGACCAGCGCGCUGGAUGUGGAGUCGGAGAAGCGCAUCCAGGAAGCGUUGGCGACGCUGGCGGGCCGCACGACCAUCGUGGCGAUUGCGCAUCGGCUGAAUACCAUCCACCGCGCGGACCAGAUCUUUUUGAUCGAGGAGGGCCGGUGCGUGGAGCAGGGCACGCAUCAGGAGUUGAUCCAGCGCAGUGAGACGUAUCGAACCAGUGUCAUCCAUCAGUCGCUGGAGACGUAG